This is a messenger RNA of Nematostella vectensis (starlet sea anemone), 490 nucleotides long. RefSeq names its product vicilin-like seed storage protein At2g18540. The record is from RefSeq and is a predicted model, not a curated record. NCBI's taxonomy places the organism in Eukaryota, Metazoa, Cnidaria, Anthozoa, Actiniaria, Edwardsiidae. The annotation marks the transcript as partial. The transcript is spliced from 2 exons.
AUUAUAAGGAAUGUUCUCGCGCUCUUUCAAUCGCUUGCUACGCGGGCUAGAAGGGAAAGAUGUUUUAAUGAGUUUAAGGGUAAGGAGGGGGGAGACGAGAGGAAGGGGCAGGGAGAAAAGAAGAAGAAAGAGGAGGAAGACGAGAGGAAGGGGGACGAGGAAGGGGACGAGAGGAAGAGGGAGGAAGACGAGAGGAAGGGGGACGAGGAAGACGAGAGGAAGAGGGAGGAAGACGAGAGGAAGGGGGAUGAGGAAGACGAGAGGAAGAGGGAGGAAGACGAGAGGAAGGGGUAUGAGGAAGACGAGAGGAAGAGGGAGGAAGACGAGAGGAAGGGGGAUGAGGAAGACGAGAGGAAGGGGGAUGAGGAAGACGAGAGGGAGGGGUAGGAGGUAGAGAGAAAAUUGAUAGAGUAGAAUAUAGACGAGAAAGACAACGACAGGGACGGGAAUGUAGUGCACGAGAGGGAUGAAAUAAAAAGUGGAUGAGUAA